GAAUCUGAAUAUCGCUGCAUAUUCGGGUUGCUGUAUUUUAUUUUUAUUUUUUAUUUUUGAAAGGUGAAAGAUGUCUGAUCAGGGAACUCAGCAGCAGCCACAGGUAGAAGUGGUAAUGAAGGUGGAAGGCCAAAAGCCUUCGACCUCCACUGAUCCUCCUCCACCUCUGACUGCUACUCAGCAAAGGAAGGAGGAAUUGCAGGAGAAAUUGUGGCGGGAGCAGGCCCUGCUUGCUGAAUUGGAACGGCAUGAGGCAGUUGAGCUAGAGGCUGCAACAGACACUUCCAGAAAGGAGUACCUGUUGGAGCAGCAAGAAAAGGUCCUCAGAGAUGACCGUUGUGCUCAGGUGACUAAACACCUGGCAGAGUGGGCCAUCCUAGAACACAACGCCACCAGUUCGUACUUCACGAACUGGGAUGAUCGUGUGGAUCGUGUGGAGCGUCAAGUGGACGACCUGGCAGCUCAGCAGUCCAUGAUUCUGGACAUGAUUCAAAACCUGACUGCUCAGUUGACAGCUGCCCAGCUGAUUGCCCCUCAGUCCCCUCUGCGGAAACCCAAACAACCUCCUUCCUCUCCACCUUCAUCUCCCCCUGGUUCACGACAAUCUUCCCCUUCACCAUCUCAUUCCCAAAAGACCCCAGGCAAAGCCACCUAUGUUGCUGUUACUGUAGGGAAUCAAAGAGGUCCCAAGAUCCCUGCACCCAACAAGUUCAGGGGUGAUGACCCCAAGACUGAUGUUGGGGACUGGGCUGCUGGGACUAAAGCCUACUUGAGGGGCUUUAUCUGCCCAGAACACACCAAGGUGGCUACGAUUCUGGGGCUGCUGGAGGAACCCGCCUUAAAGUGGGCCACCUUAACCUCCAGCAGCCUGCAGCAAUCGAUGGAGGACUGGGCUUAUGGGCUUGGGGUGGACAAACUUUUGCAAGCCCUGGAGGACCAAUUUGCAAACAAGGAGCGGGCCCGCAAGGCUACUGACAAGAUUGCUCGCCUAGGGCAGCAACGAUACAACGGUACCCUGCAGGCCUUGUUUGCUGAGUUCGAGCAGCUUACCUCCACCCGUGGGUUGGUCAAGUCCACUGAUGAUCUGUUGACCAACUUCUGCAGGGCAGCGCCUGAGAAGUUUGUUGUUGCGUUGUACAGCACUGGGCACAAGGACUGGAGGUCCUUUGGUCGUGCAGCCCUGGACAUGGAGGCGAAGCUUCAUGUCCAGGCCCCCUCCUCUGACAAGAGGAGAGGUGCCUUCCCUCGAGGUGGUAGAAAGGCAAAGGCAUCCUUCACGCAUGCAAGGUCUGCAUCAGAUUCUGAUUCAGACUCCCAGGCUGAUACACCUUCAGUUGGGACUAGAUCCGCUGCUGAUACAAAUGUUGCAGCGGCCCUGACUCAAGCUGUUUUGGGAGUUAUGCAGCAGCAGAAGAGGGAUCAAGACCCGGGGCAGGAUGAGCUUCAGUCACUUGCAGCCUUCUUCCUUCACCUGAAGGAACAAAAGAAGUGCAAGUCUGAUAGCAUCCUACUUCGGCCCCUGAUCAACCACAUCAGGAUCAAAGGGUUGUUGGAUUGUGGAGCCACCAGGAACUUUAUAUCACCCAAUGCUGUUAAAAAACUGCAUCUGGGGAUGAAAGUUCAGCAGCUGCAGCAACCUUUGCUGGUCAGGAUAGGUGAUUCCACAGUACUUACCAUCAGGGAGAAGGUCAGGGGUAUCACUGUGACCUUCGACAGUGCUGGAGAAGUCAGACGUAGUCUGAACUUCUACAUAUUCCCUGAUCUACCCUUUGACCUGGUGUUCUCUAUGCAGUGGUUGAGGGCAGUCAACCCUAGGAUCGACUGGCAGAUUCCUAGAGUUGAACUACCAAACAGCCAGGGGGUGUAUCAGCCAUGCAUGAUAGCUGCUGAUCAUCACCCUAAGACCUCCUGCUACUGCUUACGAGCGAGGGAGUUCCAUGCUCUCUCACGCCAGUACCACCAUGAGCGUCUGUUUAUUGCUCUGGUCAAGCAAACAGAUGCUCCCCCACUUUCCUGUCCUCCUGAGGUACAGCAGGUUGUUGAUCAGUAUGCUGAUCUGAUGCACGAGCCCUUUGGACUACCCAACCGACCAACCAAGCGUCACAUUGAGCUGCUGCCUGGAGCCGUUCCCCCUAAGGGACGAGUCUAUAGGAUGUCCCCUGCUGAGCUCGAGGAGCUCAGAAAGCAGCUUGAGACCCUUACCAACAAGGGCUGGAUCAGGCCCAACAUUUCUGAAUUCGGUGCACCUGUUCUCUUUGUACCCAAAGGGAAUGGUGAGUUCAGAAUGUGUAUUGACUACAGGGGUCUCAACAAGAUCACUAGGAAGAGUAUAGAGUCACUUCCUAUGAUCGAUGACCUUUUGAAUAUGGUGAAGGGCUGCACAGUAUUCAGCAAAGUCGAUCUCAAAUCUGGCUACCACCAGAUUGAGAUGGCAGAGGAGGAUGUCUACAAGACAACCUUCAAGACCAAGUAUGGGACUUAUGAGUUCCUGCUCAUGCCAUUUGGACUUUGCAAUGCCCCUGGGACCUUCCAGACAGAGAUGCAUCGCAUCUUCAGGCCUUACCUGGACAAGUUUAUGGUUGUCUACCUGGAUAAUAUCCUGGUGUUCAGCAAAACUGCCAGGUAGCAUGCGGAGCAUUUGGCUUUGGCCCUUCAGUCAUUACGCG
Messenger RNA from Chara braunii, 2666 nucleotides. Lineage: Eukaryota; Viridiplantae; Streptophyta; Charophyceae; Charales; Characeae. The record is from the annotation of a GenBank genome assembly.